CAAGAACUUUCCUAUAUUUUACAAAUCUCCAUUCAAUCCAAAAGACCCACUUUCCAAUCCAUCUUACUUUUCAGAGCAUUAUCAUCAUUUAUACCCUCUCUCUCUCUCUCUCUCUCUCUCUCACAGCCAAAACAGAGCUCCAUCUACUCCUCUCAGCGAAAUCAAUGGCUGGAAUUUCAGCACUCAGAGCUUCCUCUCUCUCCCUGAAACUAUCCCACACCACAAGAACCCCAUCUCUCUCUCACCCCAUUUCACAAUCUAAAUGCCUUGCAUUUGGUCAGCCAAACGCCUUCCCCACCAAAUCUCUCAAAUUGGGAAGUGCCCGCCUUGAUUUCACUACCACCCAAAGAACCAGUAGGCGCAUGAGCACAUCCCUCUCUCCAAAGGUCACAGCUUCCUCAAGACCAAGUGAUGUUCAAGAGCUGCAUGUGUAUGAAAUCAACGAACGAGAUCGCGGAAGCCCAGCGUAUCUACGGCUGAGCCAGAAAUCGGUUAACUCGCUCGGCGAUCUAGUCCCGUUUAGCAAUAAGAUCUACCAUGGAAACCUCCAAAAGCGUCUGGGAAUCACGGCGGGCCUUUGUAUCCUUGUCCAACAUGUCCCCGAGAAGAAAGGAGACCGCUAUGAGGCAAUCUACAGCUUCUACUUCGGCGAUUACGGCCACAUUGCAGUACAAGGAGCAUAUCUAACAUAUGAAGAUACAUAUCUGGCUGUAACAGGUGGGUCGGGCAUUUUCGAAGGUGUAUAUGGGCAGGUGAAGCUGCAACAGAUCAUUUUCCCAUUCAAGCUUUUCUACACAUUCUAUCUCAAAGGUAUAGCUGAGUUGCCAGCCGAGUUACUGGGUCAACCCGUCCCACCGAGUCCGAGUGUGGAGCCUUCACCAGCUGCUAAGGCUACUGAGCCAGAUGCUUGUAUUAAGAAUUUUACUAAUUGAGGAAUGAGAAAGACUUGAUACUCUGGCAGUUGGUAUGACACGUGUACGUAUUUGAAUCGUCCAAAUAAAAUGACCCACUUUAAAUGGGUCAUCAGUGGACAUCUAAUGGACGGUUAAAAUGUUCAAUGGUUCAGAUUAGAUCUUUAAUCAGAUAGGCCUGGGUUGUUCAGUUAAUCUUAUCUUAAGGUUAUGACAUAUCUAAAGUGGGUCCCACAAUUUCAUUUGAAUGUCUGUAUGAGCCAUCACACUGCCAGAGUAUUAAAGAAAACUAAUCUUUCUCUCU
This is a messenger RNA of Magnolia sinica, 1215 nucleotides long. RefSeq names its product allene oxide cyclase, chloroplastic-like. The record is from RefSeq and is a predicted model, not a curated record. The coding region runs from base 165 to 932 and encodes 255 amino acids. Gene Ontology annotation, biological process: jasmonic acid biosynthetic process. Gene Ontology annotation, molecular function: allene-oxide cyclase activity. The transcript has 3 exons. NCBI's taxonomy places the organism in Eukaryota, Viridiplantae, Streptophyta, Magnoliopsida, Magnoliales, Magnoliaceae.